Molecule: messenger RNA, 564 nt
Organism: Phialemonium atrogriseum
Lineage: Eukaryota; Fungi; Ascomycota; Sordariomycetes; Cephalothecales; Cephalothecaceae
Exons: 1
Coding region: 145-477 (110 amino acids)
Source: RefSeq, a predicted model, not a curated record
UGUAACUGCGCCGUCGUCUUCUUGCUGCAAGGGGACGGUGAAGACCAUGGAUUGGCGCCGUACAUGACUCUCCAGAUCAGGUAUACCUAUACCACCCCUUUGGGACCUCGUGAGAUCGCCCAGGGGCUGACCUAGAGAAAAAGCAUGAUGGACAAGUUCGCCAUGCCAAUUAUACCACUUACAUCAGUGGAUGAUCUCCCAGACACCCUCCUCUCAUUCGCAAGUCGGCUCACCGCUACCAAGCCUUCGUUGCCUUGCCCUCCCGGCUCCACCCCACAAGCCCUUCUUCCACAUUGUGCUCUCGGGCCCCCGCUCUCACCGCACGCGACUAAUGUCCUUAGCGACAUCAAUUCAAGCUUCAGUGAUCUUCUAGACAAGGCAACGAAGCCAGAGGGGCAAAUGAUUCUCCAAGACUACGUUGGGGCCGACGCAGAACGUGUCAUUCGUUUCUGCAUGGGCGACGAAGCUGCAGAAUGAUCUGCCACAGGAGGGAAACAUGUGGAUCGAGUAAUACGAAGGACACGCUCACCUCUACAUAGUAUAUUCUGACAGUGGCAUCGUCCA